Molecule: messenger RNA, 732 nt
Organism: Polypterus senegalus (gray bichir)
Lineage: Eukaryota; Metazoa; Chordata; Cladistia; Polypteriformes; Polypteridae
Product: cystatin-like
Exons: 3
Coding region: 85-501 (138 amino acids)
Molecular function (GO): cysteine-type endopeptidase inhibitor activity
Source: RefSeq, a predicted model, not a curated record
UUCUCAGUUAACCCAACCCACCCGGGCGAGGUCGUUGUUUAUAAUCCUUUUACUCGGAUCACGGCCGAUUAGUGCAAAGCAAAAAUGAAUCUGUCGGCUGUCGCUUGCCUUCUGUUCUUGCUCUUCGCAGCGAAGACAACCAGGUCUCACUUCGGUCUAACCGGGGGCUUCCAUUAUAUCGAUCCGACUGACACAGCAUUUCCCAAGGCAGUGAAGUUUAUCGUCUGUGAGCUCAAUAAGGCGUCCAAUGACAUAUUCGCGUACAAACUGGCCAAGAUCAUUAGUGCUAAGUAUCAGGUGGUUUCAGGAGUGAAGUACAUAAUAGAAGCUAUAAUUGGGCGAACCACAUGUAAAAAAGGAGACCUGACUGCCCAAAAUUCAAUAAACAAGUGUCCUUUCCAAAGAGAUCCUCAGAAUGCUAAGUAUUACAGAUGCAGAUUUGAAGUUUGGAGCCGUCCUUGGAUUCAAUCAACUCAACUCUUGGUGAAUGAAUGCUCAUAAAGAACUACAACAACAGCAUGUACUUCUGGCAACUUAUAUGAGUUCAGCAAUUUUAAAUGUUUGAUUAGUUUAGUUAUACCAGCGUUACCUGUCAAUAUUGAUUAAUGCUUUGGGAAUGUUUAUUCAGUCUGCUGUCUUUCUUAAAAGUAUGGUAAUUUCCAUACAAACACUUUCUUAAUUAUUCUAUGCAAAUGAUAUAUUUUUAAAAAUAAAAACAUAUCCAUGAUGUUC